AUGCCCCGCCUCGACGAAAACACACAGCAGUACCUCCAGGAUGCCGAGCAGGGCGUGCGCGCCCACACGUCUCGCGUGUGGGAUAGCUUCACCAACUUCGCGCUGCGCGACAACGUGCUUGAGGUCGCUGUUGGGUUAAUCCUCGCCGCCUCCUUCACCGCCUGCGCAAACUCUCUCGUGACCGACAUCCUGCUCCCCCUCAUCUCCCUCCUGCCCUUCCUCGCGCGCAACCUCGACGAGAAAUUCGCAACGCUCAAGCAUGGCCCCAACUACAACUCCACCAUCUCCAACGGAUACAACACCAAGGGCCAGGCGCUCUCUGACGGCGCGAUCGUCUUCGCUUACGGCAACUUUCUCGAUAAAAUCGUAAGGUUUGUGUUGAUUGCAGUUAGUCUGUGGAUCAUUGCGAGUCUGUACAGUAGAAGCAGCGGCGACAACAUAGUAAAGAAGCAAAUCAAGUGCAAGUACUGUCGGAAGUGGAAGAGUGAGAAGGCGAAGCGGUGUGUCAACUGUACGAGUUGGAUGGAUGGGAGGGAGGAGAGGUAA
Didymosphaeria variabile is the source of this 546-nucleotide messenger RNA. RefSeq lists its product as uncharacterized. The transcript has 2 exons. Bases 1 to 546 code for a protein of 181 amino acids. Gene Ontology annotation, biological process: intracellular water homeostasis; monoatomic ion transport. Lineage: Eukaryota; Fungi; Ascomycota; Dothideomycetes; Pleosporales; Didymosphaeriaceae. Gene Ontology annotation, molecular function: mechanosensitive monoatomic ion channel activity. The record is from RefSeq and is a predicted model, not a curated record.